Dreissena polymorpha is the source of this 909-nucleotide messenger RNA. RefSeq lists its product as uncharacterized. Lineage: Eukaryota; Metazoa; Mollusca; Bivalvia; Myida; Dreissenidae. The record is from RefSeq and is a predicted model, not a curated record. The transcript is spliced from 3 exons. Bases 104 to 412 code for a protein of 102 amino acids.
AUGUCCGUUACUGGCUGUAAAUGUAGGAAAUGAUUUAUAAAUUGAUCACACUGAUGUUCAGUUAAACCACUGCUUGUCUGUCCGUGCCUGUUAGUCCACAAAGAUGAGCAAGGCUGUGGUUUUCCUCUUCGUCAUAGGUCUUAUGAUCUCCGUAGUGACAGCCUGGUGGUCGACGGACUCACCUCUUCAGUUUCCAGUCGACUGUAACAGAGAAGCCUUGCGGACCUUUGCGACCAACUGCGGGCUCUCGGAGCACUCCAUGGGGAACCACUACAUCCUGAGGGAUCCAAAGAGCAAUGACAUUAACAACAUCGUCAUAGUGAUAGCAGAUGACUUGCGAGAUUUCGGCACGUGCGAGAAGAUCGUUCGAGAUCUUAAUGAAAGAUGCAAUAAGGAUUACUUCGACUACUAACGCUAUGUUAACAUCAACCAUGGCUUUUCACGUUCCUUCGUCGUUAUACUCUUCGAUCAGCUUUUUAUUAAGAACUGUAUUUCAGUGGUAUAAAUUAUUACAUUCGUACCAUUGUUUAUCAAAUACGAUACAAUACUUUAAUGUGUUCUAAAAACAAACUAUUUUAACAAACAAUCUGGUCUUAAUGCGUGUAUUGAAAGUGUCAUCCUUGUUCUGCGUGUGUAAUUACUGGCUAAUCAUGGACGACUCUUUCCGCAUUUAGGGAAUUGUUCUUGCUCAAGAAGUAUUUUCUAAACAAAAGUCCAAUAAUGGCGCAAAGUGGUGUCCCCGAUUAGCCUGUUUGGACUGCUCAGAUUAUUUAUUACGACGCUUUACGCACAUGCGUUAAGCCCAGUUUUUCAAGAAUAAUUCCUAAACUGUGUUUUAUGUAUUUAAGGCCGCUUCUGCUAAUAAAUAUUAUCGUCUCGAACUUUUUGUAUGUGUUAAAUGAACAUACU